AUCUCGGCACACGAGCUCCGUCCUCCGCUUCCCGUGUUGUUUAUCCGCAGUGGAAGCGGUGGCAGCGGCGCAGGCAUGUUGCCCUCGUCCGUCCCCUCUUCCUGUAGCAGGAUGCUGGGCUGCGGCGACGUUCCUGUGCGGAGCGUUCUGGCUCUGAUGUGUUUACAUGCCGAGGAGAUUACAGGCGCUCGACGCGGCCAUCUGCUGCUUCCUGCCCUCCGCGGUUCCAGCGGCCCGAAGAACCAGAGCAGGAUGCCGUGGGGGAAAAACGCGGGAUGGCUGCUGGGCUCGGGCAAAACGGCUGGACGCGUUCCUGCCAGGGACUGCAGCCUCACCGCAAUGAAUGUUGAGUCCUGGGCGGACCCUCGGGACCCGCAGCCGGACUCACCUGACCUCCCGACAGCGCAGCAGCCCGACAGGUUGUGCCUGGAGUCCUUCUGGAGUGAAGUGGAGACCAUACGGAGCAGCAGCGACUCCGAGCCGGACAGCAGCAGACGAGAUUCCCGACAGUCCGAAGACGGCGAGCAGGAAGAGCUCUGGCUGCAGGAUGCUGGAUUGUCUCCGCUGGUAACAGGUGAAGAAGAGGACGUGGAUAAAGCGGUGUUGUUGUCGACUCUCACCAAGACUCAAGCAGCAGCGGUUCAGAGACGCAUCGACUCGUACACCUGCUCGCUGCGCAAGAGGAACAAAACCCCGCCGAGACACGUCAGAGACGUCUUCGCAUCGCCCAUCACGCAGUCAGCAGUUCCUGAGACACGUAACAGCGAAUCUGACACACACAGAAACAUGGACAGUGUGACAAAGACACAACGAUCAGCUGUCAGUGGGCAGGAGACUCAAGGGCUACAGAUGGAGGAGAUCUUUAUCACAGACGUGGCGUAUUGUGAACAAGCGGCCAUCUUACUGAAACAAGCCAAACUACCACAGAACAACAGCAGCCAGUGCAGGAGAGAUGAUGGGACGCUGCCGAGGGUCAUCUGUCCGCAGUGCCGGUUAGGAGUGACGCAGGUGGUGGAUCUUUCCCAGCAGGACAUGAAGAAGGUCCGUCAGUUGGCGCUGAUUGACAUGACGGCGCUGUGUGACCUUCUGGAGCUCGAGGUCAAACGACACAAAACCUGCAAAAGGAAAAUCCCUGAGAGCUGUUUGUUUGGCGUUCCUCUCGCUUCAUUGGUGGAGAGCGAUCAGAAGAUCAAACCCAGCACUCACAUCCCGCUCUUCCUCCAAGCGCUUCUGUCAUUUCUGGAGAAGAACGGUCUGGAUUCUGAGGGGAUUCUGCGGGUUCCAGGGUCUCAGGCCAGAAUCAAAGUUCUGCAGCAGAAGUUGGAGAACUCGUUUUACGGCGGUUCGUUCAACUGGGACGAGGUCAGUCCGAACGACGCCGCGGCUCUGCUCAAGAAGUUCAUUCGUGAACUCCCGGCGCCGCUGCUGACCGCCGAACACCUAAACACCUUCAGCGCUGUCAGAGAUAUAGCAGAUCUGAAGCAGAAGCUGCACAUGUUGAAUCUUCUUGUGUUGCUGCUGCCAGAACCCAACAGAAACACACUGAAGGCGCUGCUGGAGUUUCUCAGUAAGGUGGUCUUCUGUGAGCGGCGCAACCGCAUGAACCUGUGGGCCGUCUCCACCAUCAUGGCUCCGAACCUCUUCCUGCAUAAGGCCGUGCCCAGUAAACUAGCGGUGGACGGUCCAGAGAAGGGUCAGGCCGAGCGGGCGGCCGACAUCAUGAGACUCCUCAUCCGCUACCAGGACCUGCUGUGGACGGUUCCUAAUUUCCUGUUGAGUCAGGUGAGGAAGCUGAACGAGAACAGCAGCCGUCGGUACCAGUUCUACGACAAACGCAUCAAGCACCUGCUCAGGAAGAUCCACACGGACAGCAGGGACAAACCUGACAAGAACUCUGGAGAGCAGUGUCGUACUGUAAAGAUCCAGCUGGGUGACGUGAGUUUCUCGAUGGAGUUUCGUCUCACCAUUAACUCUCGUGCCUCAGACCUGAUGUCACAGUUUUAUAAAGAACUGCACGCUUCUGAUAACGGCAGAGGUCUCCUGAAACGAAAUGGUUCAACAACCUACCCAGACUGUGCCAUCUAUGAAGUUGGUGGAAACAUCGGUGAACAUCGUUUGGAUCCAGAGACUCAUUUGUUUGACUUGUACAACAACAACCCCAGCGGUGAAUGGAUCAUCAAACUGAGAUCGGCCAGCAGAGGGCAGUAGAGACACACCAGCAGACAAACACCCUCCUUUAGAUAGAAACCAGGAGACCUUUGACCCUUGAGGGGAACUAGAGCAUCUGUGAAUGAAUGAAAGCGCUGGUGUUUCUCAGGUAUGAACGCUGCCUCACGAGAAGCUUUGAGAUCGUCCUCUGACGCCGGUGCCGCACCGCUAAUGAUGUCGUGAAGCUGGACUUCUGCGUUUUAUUUGGACACUUUUGUUGUUGUGAUGUCAUGGUUUGAUACUGAACGACCGCUUGAGAUUUGAUGCAGUUAUUGCGUCCAUGUUUGGGAUUAUUUAUUAAGCUCCAGCGCACAGCUGUGUUUGUAGAUGUGAUGAAUGAAUGUGCUGUACAGAUCUGAUGCCUCUCAGUAUUAAACACAUGAAGGUUCCUCUGAGCUCUUCUGGCUACAGGACAGCUUCUGGACGCAAAGCUCUGGUUUUCUCUUUUGUCAGCUUUACGUUUUAUUGAUCUGAUUAUUACCUUCAGCACUUCAUUUAAAUAUGUUAAUGUACUGUAUUGAAGCACCUUCCAAACUUUUCAAGAACUCUUUAUCUCUCUGUAUUUCCUUUGACUCAAACCUGAUGUUUAUAUGGAAGCUUGAAAAAAAAAUGUUAAUUGCAACUUUGAGUUUAUAUCUGGCAGUUGCAAAAAAGUCAGAAUUGUGAUUUAUAAAUUCGCAAUUACGAGAAAAAAGUCAGAAUUGCGAUUUAUUAACUUGCAGUUGCGAGAAAAGUCAGAAUUGUGAUUUAUAAAGUCAGAAUUUCGAGAAAAAGUCAGAAUUGCGAUUAAUAAAUUUGCAAUUACCAGAAAAAAAAUCUGAAUUGCGAUUUAUAAACUACCAGUUAAGACAAAAAGUCAGAAUUAUUUAUAUUAUUUAUAAACUUGCAAUUGUAAUAAAAAAAGUCCAAAUAAACUCACAAUUGCAAGAAAAAUUGAGAAUUACGAGAAAGUCAGAAUUGCAUUUUA
Molecule: messenger RNA, 3175 nt
Organism: Megalobrama amblycephala (Wuchang bream)
Lineage: Eukaryota; Metazoa; Chordata; Actinopteri; Cypriniformes; Xenocyprididae
Product: rho GTPase-activating protein 40
Exons: 15
Coding region: 76-2208 (710 amino acids)
Biological process (GO): regulation of actin filament polymerization; regulation of small GTPase mediated signal transduction; signal transduction
Cellular component (GO): cytoplasm
Molecular function (GO): GTPase activator activity
Source: RefSeq, a predicted model, not a curated record